Molecule: messenger RNA, 570 nt
Organism: Cornus florida
Lineage: Eukaryota; Viridiplantae; Streptophyta; Magnoliopsida; Cornales; Cornaceae
Exons: 1
Coding region: 1-570 (189 amino acids)
Source: RefSeq, a predicted model, not a curated record
AUGGAGAAGUUGGAUUUUGUUUUGUAUUUCAAAUGUUCGUUUCUCAGUCCUUGUGAAUGGACCUACAAUGGGUUUCUUCUGCAGUUCGAGGGGGUGAGGCAGGGAGAUCCGUUCUCUCCUUUUCUGUUCCUCAUCGUGAUGGAGGCUCUUAGCAGAAUGCUGAGGAGGGCGGUGGAUGUGGGUUUCUUGAGGAGUUUUCAGGUGGGGAGAGACGCUCUUAGUCAGUUGGAGAUUUCUCAUUUGAUGUUUGCUAAUGAUACUUGGUUUCAAGUUGUUUCUGGAUUAAAGAUUAAUGUGGGAAAAAGUGUUUUGGUUCUAGUUGGGGAGGUUCCUGAUAUUUCUGUACUUACUAAUACCUUAGGUUAUUGCAUUGGCUCUUUCCCUAUCUCUUACAUGGGGCUUCCUCUCGGGACGCCUUCGAGGAGAAUGGGUUUUUGGGAUCCAGUGGUGGAGAGGUUUGAAAGAAGGAUGGCAGGUUCGAAGAAGCAGUAUCUGUCGACACGUAGAAGAGUGACUUUGAUGAAAAGCACUUUGUCAAGCCUUCCUACUUAUUUCCUUUCUCUCUUAUAG